GCUUUCUGGGACCCGAGAGUUCUUUGGAAGCAGAGCGCGAGCGAGGGAGCGGGCGAGCUCCGAGGGGGUGUGCGUGUAGGGAGAGGGAGAGAGCAGGCAGCGGCGGCGGCGGCAGCGGUGGGGAAAAGCGGAUUCCGCCCCGAGCCACACCGAGGGGAGCUCGCGGUCGCGACUUGCCGCCCUAAGCACUCUCCCAAGUCCGGCCCGCUCGGCGAGGACUUCCGUCUCCUGGGCGAACCUUGUCAAGCAAGCUGGGAUCUAUGAGUGGAAAGGUGACCAAGCCCAAAGAGGAGAAAGAUGCUUCUAAGGUUCUGGAUGACGCCCCCCCUGGCACACAGGAAUACAUUAUGUUACGGCAAGAUUCCAUCCAAUCCGCGGAAUUAAAGAAAAAAGAGUCCCCCUUUCGUGCUAAGUGUCACGAAAUCUUCUGCUGCCCGCUGAAGCAAGUACACCACAAAGAGAACACAGAGCCCGAAGAGCCUCAGCUUAAGGGUAUAGUUACCAAACUAUACAGCCGACAAGGCUACCACUUGCAGCUGCAGGCAGAUGGAACCAUUGACGGCACCAAAGACGAGGACAGCACUUACACUCUGUUUAACCUCAUCCCUGUGGGUCUUCGAGUGGUGGCUAUUCAGGGUGUUCAAACCAAGCUGUAUUUGGCAAUGAACAGCGAGGGAUACUUGUACACCUCGGAACACUUCACACCUGAGUGCAAAUUCAAAGAAUCAGUGUUUGAAAAUUAUUACGUGACAUAUUCCUCAAUGAUAUACCGUCAGCAGCAGUCAGGCCGAGGGUGGUAUCUGGGUCUGAACAAAGAAGGAGAGAUCAUGAAAGGCAACCAUGUGAAGAAGAACAAGCCCGCAGCCCAUUUUCUGCCCAAACCACUGAAAGUGGCCAUGUACAAGGAGCCGUCACUGCACGAUCUCACGGAGUUCUCCCGAUCUGGAAGUGGGACCCCAACCAAGAGCAGAAGUGUCUCCGGCGUGCUGAACGGAGGCAAAUCCAUGAGUCACAAUGAAUCAACGUAGCCAGUGAGGGCAAAACAAGGGCUCUGUAACAGAACCUUACCUCCAGGUGCUGUUGAAUUCUUCUAGCAGUCCUUCACCCAAAAGUUCAAAUUUGUCAGUGACGUUUACCAGACAGGCAGAGUUCACUAUUCUAUCUGCCAUUAGACCUUCUUAUCAUAAAUACUAAAGCCCCAUAAUUCAGAUUGAGCUUGUGCAAAAGAAUGCCAAGCAUUAUCAGUGAAAUAAAUCUGGGAGAAGGACUGCCAAAUUUUGUCAUGAUCUCACUUGUACGUACUUCGGAGAUGACAAACCAAAAAUAUUUCACAGCACGAAUGCUGAUCCAAAUUUGCUCUCCAGUCAAGAAAAUUUAAAAGACCACAAUUGUUCUUCAAAAACAAACAAAACAAACUUAAUUGCUUAAGUGCUUUGUAGGGGCAAAAAAAAAUUAUGUGAACUGUGUUGUUUUCUUGGCUUAAUGUUUUCCAUCUACGCUUGAUUCAAAUGUACUUUACUUUGGUGUAGUGCAACUUUAUCAUUUCUAAAAUUCAAUGGUUCUGUUGACUCUGUGUCACUUAAUCCAAAUCAACCAAAUUCAGGGUUGAAUCUGAAUUGGCAUCUCAGGCUCAAGGUAACAGUGUUCUUGUGAUUUUACCUUUAUUCUUAUUCUUUUUUUUUUUAAGAUUUGUAGUAUUCUGGUCAAGUUCUUAUGCUGUACUUUGUGCGUAGAAAAUGAGUUGUAUUGUCAACCCCUGUCAGUAAAGAUAACUUAAGAAAAGAUUAUCUUCAAGUGUAGAUUUCUCUUAAUUCCAUUUGUGUAUCAUGUUAAAAUAUUGUUGUGGCUUCUUGUGUAAAGACAGGAAACGUGGAACUGUGUUGUUGUCUUUUGUGUUGUUAAAAUAAGAAAUGUUUUAUCUGUAUAUGUAUGAGUCCUCCUGUCUUUGUAUUUGGCACGUGAAUAUUGUGUACAAGGAAAUGUUAAGACUGGUUACCCCUAAACAACAUAUAUUAUACUUGCUACUGGAAAAGUGUUUAAGACUUAGCUAGGUUUCCAUUUAGAUCUUCAUAUCUGUUGCAUGGAAGAAAGUUGGAAUCUUGGCAUAGAGUUGCAUGAUAUGUAAGAUUUUGUGCAUUAAUAAUUGUUAAAAUCUGUGUUCCAAAAGUGGACAUAGCAUGCACAGGCAGUUUUCUGUCCUGUGCACAAAAAGUAAAAAAAAAAAAAAAAGUUGUUUAAUAUUUGUUGUUGUAUACCCA
Messenger RNA from Cynocephalus volans (Philippine flying lemur), 2258 nucleotides. RefSeq names its product fibroblast growth factor 13 (gene FGF13). The record is from RefSeq and is a predicted model, not a curated record. NCBI's taxonomy places the organism in Eukaryota, Metazoa, Chordata, Mammalia, Dermoptera, Cynocephalidae. Gene Ontology annotation, biological process: regulation of voltage-gated sodium channel activity. The transcript is spliced from 7 exons. Gene Ontology annotation, molecular function: growth factor activity; sodium channel regulator activity. Gene Ontology annotation, cellular component: cytoplasm; nucleus. The coding region runs from base 261 to 1028 and encodes 255 amino acids.